Galeopterus variegatus (Sunda flying lemur) is the source of this 240-nucleotide messenger RNA. Its product is annotated as hepatitis A virus cellular receptor 1 homolog. Gene Ontology annotation, molecular function: virus receptor activity; phosphatidylserine binding. The coding region runs from base 1 to 240 and encodes 79 amino acids. Gene Ontology annotation, biological process: positive regulation of mast cell activation; phagocytosis, engulfment. Gene Ontology annotation, cellular component: cell surface. The record is from RefSeq and is a predicted model, not a curated record. The transcript is spliced from 2 exons. Lineage: Eukaryota; Metazoa; Chordata; Mammalia; Dermoptera; Cynocephalidae.
AUGAUGCAGCCUCAAGUAGUCAUUACAAGCCUCACACUGCUCCUGACUGAUGCUGUAGUUUCUUAUCCACAGAAAGUAAAGCAGAGGGUGAGCCUGUACUGCUACCCUGCACCUCGAUGGAAGCACAUGUACUUUAAUAUAAAGGGGUACCUUUUGAAAGGGAUUGGGUCUUUGACCAUAGAGAAUGCAGCUAAGGCAGACAGUGGCCUGUAUUAUUGCCACAUUGAGCACAAAGGGUGA